Messenger RNA from Synchiropus splendidus (mandarinfish), 1932 nucleotides. It is a transcript of the gene ccn1, whose product is annotated as cellular communication network factor 1. The coding region runs from base 191 to 1309 and encodes 372 amino acids. Gene Ontology annotation, molecular function: protein binding. Gene Ontology annotation, biological process: signal transduction. Gene Ontology annotation, cellular component: extracellular region. Lineage: Eukaryota; Metazoa; Chordata; Actinopteri; Syngnathiformes; Callionymidae. The record is from RefSeq and is a predicted model, not a curated record. The transcript is spliced from 5 exons.
GCAGGCAGUCCAGAGACGACGUCAACUCCCCACCACCGUAUAAAAGCGAGGAGGUGGCCGCUGCUCAGCAGACUUCUCUACCGCUUCACUCGAGCGCUUCACCCGCUCCUCAAGGAGACCGAGCCGCGGAAUAUCCACCGAGAUAUAUUUCAUUUUUGAAACACGCACAUUUUAUUUUGUUCUAUCCAACAUGCUGACGCUCGCUAUCGCCUUCUUCGGAAGCCUCCACCUGGUGUUCGCCGCCGCCUCGUGUCCCGGCGUGUGCCAGUGCCCCGCGGAGAUGCCGCGCUGCGCGCCCGGCGUCAGCCUCGUGCUGGACGGCUGCGGCUGCUGCAAAGUCUGCGCCCGCCAGCUGAACGAGGACUGCGCUCUGACGGAGCCGUGCGACCACACCAAAGGGCUGGAGUGUAACUUCGGAGCCAGUUUUGCUCCCGCGACAACUCGUGGCAUCUGUCGAGCCAAGUCAGAAGGCCGACCAUGCGAGUACAACAGCAGGAUCUACCAGAACGGCGAGAGCUUCCAGCCCAACUGUAAGCACCAGUGCACAUGCAUCGACGGGGCGGUGGGCUGCGUGCCUCUGUGCCCGCAGGAGCUCUCGCUGCCCAAUCUGGGCUGUGCAAACCCCCGACUGGUCAAGGUGGCGGGCCAGUGCUGCGAGGAGUGGGUGUGCGACGAUGGGAAGGAGAGAGACAUCCUGGAGAAGAUCUUCGGCAAGGACAUGCUGACGGAUGAGCUGGAGCGAGACCUGACCAACAGGAACGAGCUCAUCGCCAUCGUCAAGAGUGGACUCAAGUCUUUACCCGCCUACCGGCCUCAAGCUGAGAUCCACGUGAUGGACAGCCAGAAGUGCAUCGUGCAAACGACCCCCUGGUCGCAGUGCUCCAAGAGCUGCGGCACCGGCAUCUCCACCAGAGUCACCAACAACAACAGCGAGUGCAAGCUGGUCAAGGAAACCAGGAUCUGCGAAGUCAGACCCUGCACCCAGUCGCCCUACUCCAGUCUGAAGAAAGGAAAGAAGUGCAGCCGCACCAAGAAGUCCGUCCAGCCGGUCAAGUUCACCUACGCCGGCUGCUCCAGCCUGAAGAAGUACCGACCCAAGUACUGCGGCGCCUGCGUGGACGGCCGCUGCUGCACCCCCCACGACACCAGAACCAUCCGCGUCAAGUUCCGCUGCGAGGACGGCGAGACCUUCAACAAGAACAUCAUGAUGAUCGAGUCCUGCAAGUGCACCUACAACUGCCCCCACGCCAAUGAAGCCUCCUACCCCUUCUACCGCCUCUCCAACGACAUCCACAAGUUCAGAGACUGAACCCCGGAACGCUCCGGUGUACAUAGACCACCGUCAACUACCGGCUUCUUGUUGUAACUAGAUUCCCAAGGAAUCGUGGGCUUGCACCAGGAGGACGUGAAUGAAGUGCACUGUCUGCUGCGACCAGCAUUCUUAAGCUUCGUAUGAGCGGAGCAUCCAGCGUAGCUUCGUUACGGAGCAAGAUGUAAUUACUACUUGUACAUUCAUGUUAGUCGUCGAUGUCGCCUCUCUGUGUAUAUGUUGAUCUGUCAGUAUCAGACUGUUGACUUGUGUGUGUAUAUGUACAUAUGCGCGCACGCAACUCCCACCAGCAAACCCACCCAGCCUCUCGACUUGUCUGACAAGUGUUUGGUUCUUCCCGACGUGGGCCUCGGCGCCCGCGUAUUUGUGGCAGCUAUUGAACUCCAUACACAGAAAAACAAAACAAAACAAAACAAACAAAUCACAUGUCAACGGAUGAAUGAAUGUUGUUUUUUCCUUUUUGUUUUCUAUUAAUUUUUAUUAUUAUUUAUCUAAAAAAAAUAAUGUAGCUACUUUAUUUGGAUAUCAUGUGUCAUACUGGAAUAAAUUGUAAAAAUGAUUUAAUUUUAUAUGCUUCAAAUAAAAGUGAUUUAUUUAUGGAA